This is a messenger RNA of Fraxinus pennsylvanica, 393 nucleotides long. The record is from the annotation of a GenBank genome assembly. Lineage: Eukaryota; Viridiplantae; Streptophyta; Magnoliopsida; Lamiales; Oleaceae.
AUGUCCGAUAUUUCAGAUGUGUACACAUCUUUAGAAACAGACUGCGACGUUCAGUCGAUGUCUGAUUCAGAUACGAGUUCAGAUGAAGAUCUGAUGGAGCAUUUAGAAGAUGACAUUAUCAAUUGGCUCCGGUACUGUAGAAUAGCACAGCGAAUUGUUCGCGACUACUUGGCACCGAAUAGAGCACGUAGCUUGUCAUCUCUAAUGAUGCAUUCAUUGGACCUGAGAAGUAGAGCAGUGCCACCCUUCUCGGUAAAUUGUUUCUGUAACUUUUUAUGGAUUGCAGCACAAAGCAUGAACCAUACUGAUUAUGAUCAAGCGGAUUUGGUGACCAAAGUGAGGGAAUCAAUACAAAGAAUUGACGAAAAUUUCGUGAAAAGGAUGCAUGGGUGA